UAAAGGUGUCACGUGCUUAGCAGUUUAGUUCCUGCCAUUAAUUUCAGGAUUCUAGUCUUGUUUCUCUGUUUUUAAAGUAAAGUUGAGAUGGCUGAUCCGGAAUUAGAGGCUAUUCGUGCUCGCCGAAUGGCCGAGCUUCAGAGACAAAGCGGGAUGUCUAACAGUAAUCACCGUAGUAAAGAAGAGACAGAACAGAAACUUCAGCAACAAGAAGAGCUGAGAAAUUCAAUAUUGUCUCAAGUAUUAGAUCAAUCAGCCCGAGCUAGAUUAAAUACCAUUGCAGUUGCUAAACCAGAAAAGGCUAAAAUGGUUGAGAGCAUGUUAUGUCAAAUGGCAACAAGUGGACAGAUUGCCGGAAAGCUUAGUGAAAACCAUCUAAUUAGUCUAUUGGAACAAGUUAGUGAGCAGACGCAGCGAAAAACAACAGUAAAGUUUGACCGAAGAAGAGUUCAAAUGGAUGACUCUGAUGAUGACUAUUAAUUAUAUUCAUAUUCACACCUGGACUUAUACCAUUGGCUAAUUUUUUUCCCACUUGCUUUCUCUUCAAUUAUAUUCUAAAAAACAAAACAGGAAUAAAUCUGUAUUUUUUUUUCUAGA
Messenger RNA from Octopus bimaculoides (California two-spot octopus), 597 nucleotides. Its product is annotated as programmed cell death protein 5. Gene Ontology annotation, cellular component: nucleus; cytosol. The record is from RefSeq and is a predicted model, not a curated record. Gene Ontology annotation, molecular function: DNA binding. Lineage: Eukaryota; Metazoa; Mollusca; Cephalopoda; Octopoda; Octopodidae.